Messenger RNA from Abrus precatorius (Indian licorice), 1147 nucleotides. RefSeq names its product glutelin type-D 1-like. The record is from RefSeq and is a predicted model, not a curated record. Lineage: Eukaryota; Viridiplantae; Streptophyta; Magnoliopsida; Fabales; Fabaceae. Gene Ontology annotation, molecular function: nutrient reservoir activity. The transcript is spliced from 3 exons. Bases 38 to 1108 code for a protein of 356 amino acids.
UUCCUGAGAAUCUUCGGGAAAAAGAAAAAAGAGGAAUAUGGAGAUUGAUCUUUCACCCCAGUUGCCCAAGAAGGUUUACGGAGGCAAUGGUGGAUCUUACUACGCUUGGUCCCCCUCUGAGCUUCCCAUGCUUCGCGAAGGGAACAUUGGGGCCGCCAAGCUUGCUCUUGAGAAGAAUGGUUUUGCUCUUCCUCGUUACUCUGAUUCCUCCAAAGUUGCGUACGUUCUCCAAGGAAGUGGAGUUGCUGGAAUAGUGCUCCCUGAAUCAGAAGAGAAGGUUGUUGCAAUCAAAAAGGGUGAUGCCUUGGCACUUCCCUUCGGUGUUGUGACCUGGUGGUAUAACAAGGAAGAAACUGAGUUGGUAGUCCUGUUCCUUGGUGACACUUCAAAAGCUCACAAGGCUGGUGAAUUCACUGACUUUUAUCUCACUGGUUCCAGUGGAAUCUUCACUGGCUUUUCAACUGAGUUUGUGGGGAGAGCUUGGGACUUGGAAGAGAAUGAUAUUAAGAAUCUUGUUGGAAAACAAUCAGGGAAAGGCAUUGUGAAGUUGGAAGGAAAUAUAAUCCUUCCUGAGCCUAAACAGGAGCAUCGCAAUGGUAUGGCCUUGAACUGUGAAGAGGCUCCAUUGAAUGUUGACAUCAAGGGUGGUGGAAGGGUUGUGGUGUUGAACACUGAGAAUCUUCCCUUGGUUGGUGAGGUUGGAUUAGGAGCUGACCUUGUAAGUUUGGAUGGAAGAGCCAUGUGUUCUCCAGGAUUCUCUUGUGACUCAGCUUUACAGGUUACUUAUAUUGUAAGGGGUAGUGGCCGGGUUCAGGUUGUUGGUGUUGAUGGCCGAAGGGUUUUGGAGACAACUGUGAAAGCUGGUAACUUGUUCAUUGUGCCAAGGUUUUUUGUGGUCUCAAAGAUUGCUGAUCCCGAUGGGUUGGAGUGGUUCUCUAUCAUCACCACCCCUAAUCCUAUAUUUACCCACUUGGCUGGAAGUUCUUCAGUGUGGAAGGCUUUAUCCCCCACAGUUCUGCAAGCUGCUUUCAAUGUAGACUCAGGAGUUGAGCAACUUUUCCGUUCAAAGAGAACUGCUGAUGCCAUUUUCUUCCCUCCACCAAAUUAAGAUAAAUUUUCCAUUGCUUGGUUGUAAAGAUUCCCCAUC